This is a messenger RNA of Paralichthys olivaceus (Japanese flounder), 7367 nucleotides long. RefSeq names its product formin 2b (gene fmn2b). Gene Ontology annotation, cellular component: endoplasmic reticulum membrane; nucleus; cytoplasm. Gene Ontology annotation, biological process: intracellular transport; actin nucleation. Gene Ontology annotation, molecular function: microtubule binding. Lineage: Eukaryota; Metazoa; Chordata; Actinopteri; Pleuronectiformes; Paralichthyidae. The record is from RefSeq and is a predicted model, not a curated record.
UCUCCUGCAUCAGCGCCAGCAUCACUGCCACGCCAGCUUUCGUCACCGGAAAACAACGACGAAGAGCUUCACACUCAAACAGAGGGAGGAAAAAAAACAUCAUCAGCAACAGCAGCUCCUCCUUCACCACCAGACGUGCAGCCACAGCUUAGGCCAAGACGCUUCUACCUUCCCCCGGCAUCUAAAAGCUCCCCACGACACAGAAAAAGCUCUCCCAGGCAUGACCUGAGUGAGGCAGACAAGCCAUCAGUCGCUCUCCAUCGACAUGGGCAACCAGGAGGCUAAGCAAAGGAAAGCUGCAGCAUCGGGAAAUGGAAGCUACCCAUCACUGGAUGAAGGAUGGAGAGAUGGAGGAGGGGAUGUGACAAAAAAGGGAGGAAAGAAGCUGCACGGUAAGCAUGGAGGUAAAGGAGCAGGCAGCAGUGGAGGAGGAGGGGGGAUGCAUGGCACAGGACCAGGCAAGAAAAAAAACAAAUCCGAGUCCAAGCCCUCUGUUUUCUCCAUCCGCAAGAGAAAGAGCAACCUGAAAGGAAAAGGAGACGCAUGCUCCUCUGUAACAGGCUCAAAGGAGGACGUGUUAGCAUCACAACACGAUGAACUGGACAGGACAAAAACACCUGAUUUGUCUGCAGAUGAGCUUGGACAGUCGGACACUGAGGUUGCUUUCCCCGAGAAGCGAAAGAAAGUGAAUCCAAGGGACAAGGAUGGAGAUGGAGGAGGAGGAGGAGAGCAGCGGAAAACCUUGACAGCAGCGACCUCUCCCACAGAGAAUGGAGGGCGGAAGGGAGGGAGUUCGGGGUCAGACACUGAUAUUUACAGCUUCCACUCAGCAGCUGAUCACGAGGAUCUGCUAGCGGAUAUCCAGCUCGCUAUAAGGCUGCAGCACCAACAGCAGGGAGGGGGGGAGGAGAAAAGGAAGAGGAGUAAUGGAGAAGUUAAAUUAACUCCUCCUGAAGAACUUGACCUGACCCCAGAAUUGGAAGUGGCAUCUGAUGCGCUGUCAUUCCUAGAGACAGGGACUCUGUCUGGCUCAGUAAAGCACAUGGACCAGCCUCCAACAAUCACCCCCCCCUUCCACACAGAGGUGCAGGAGAGGAGGGAGGAGAAGGUGCAGAGGGAGGAGGUGGAGCAUCUGGAGUUAAAUGGGGAGGGACAGAGGGAGAGAGAGAGAGAAGCCUCUCUUUGUGUUGCCACAGGCACAAAAGAGCAGCAUGGUUUGGUACUGCAGCCCGCUCACACGGCAGUCACCAUGGCUACUGUAGGGGGGGUAGCAGUCAAGCCAGUCACUAUGACAACCAAUGGCAACAGCUUCCUGGAUCACAAACCCCCAAGGGAGGGGGAGGAAGCAGGAGGUGAAACCCCUCAGGAAGAGAGGGAGCCUGGGGUGGAAAUGGAUCUCAGUCCUCCACCCACAGACAGCCACAACACAAGCACUGAAGCCAUGGAUGGGCUGAGGCCAGACAUCCUGUCCGAGGAAGGUGAGGGUCCGUUGGGCUCGGGUACUAGUGCAGAGUCCCUCGAGGACUGCCUAAGUGCUGGCUCUGAGCACCACUCAACCAGCACCAGUGCCUCCCCCUACACCCAGCAGUGCAGGAGGAGCAGCAUCUGCUUCAGCCCGCUGCCUCCUCAGGAGAGCCCCACAUUGGCCAAACGACUCCUCAGGUCCACCCACUCCUCCACCUCCUCUAGCCCUGUGGUGAAACCCUACCCUCCUAUCUUCCCCUCCUACAUAAAGACCACCACCAGGCAGCUCAGCUCCCCAGGACACUCCCCAGCCCUGUCCCCAUCCCACAGCCCUGUGUCCCCGCGUAGAGUCCACCAUCACCUCCACAGGAUGAUGGCUGAGGCUCACCGGGUGCGUAGGCAGCGCUCCCGGAGCCUGGCUGGGUCUCUGAGUCGCUCAGCUGACUGGACAGAGGAGCUUGAGAGGAGGCUGAGGAGCAGAGAGGAGGAUGGAGGAGGCUCUGGUGGUUCAAGAGAAUAUCUGGAGGGCUACAGAGGAGGAGGCAGCCAGCCCCUGUGUGCGACCAGGAGAUCUUCCUGUGGACAGGUUUCCACUUGUGGCUUUCAGGACAUCUUUACGGGUCGCACCUUGCUAGAGAAGCUGUUCCUGCAGCAGCAGCAGCAGCAGGAGGAGCCCGAGGAGGCAGAGAGGCUGUGCUCCAGGAUCUUGGCCAUGGGUCUCCUGCUACCGUUCACCGACUGCUUCAGAGAGAAGCUGGGUGACAGCACCGCACACAUCACCUCCACAUCAUCAGCCAGGUUUGACCAUGACCAGUUGUAUACAUGGGCAGCAGUUAACCAACCGCCACACUCGCUGGAUCUGCUUGACGGGAGGCCACCUGGGCAGAUCAAGGGUCCCUUGCCCCCAACCAGGCCUGGUUCAGACAAUAGGAACGGAUUCAAAUCCACAGAGGCUGUAUUUGUUGAAGACAAUCAAGAGCAUCCUGCAGACAUGUUGGGUUUGAGGCAACCACAGGAGGAGAGUCAAGAUUGUCUGGAAGAAAGAGUCCUGCCUUCAGCAAAACUGAAAGAGAAGCACAUUAAUGUCAUCCAGCAGCUGGAACAAACCAUAGAGGACCUCAGGACUAAGAUCGCUGAGCUGGAGCGACAGCCCCCUCUACUGGACAGCGACAGUAUGAAACCCACCAUCUCCACCACAGAUAAGGAGUGUGGGGGGGAGGAGGGCUUGCUGAGGGAUGUGUGCGACGCCCACCUGCAGACAGAGGCCCCUCCCUCUCCGGGCUGCCUGGAGGCCAAGUCUGUUCAGACCUCGCCCAUGGACGACGGCUUUAAGUUCAAAGUGCCUUGUAGUGAGUCGGGUGGAGUGAACGGCUUCCUGCACCCCCCACCCAGGCAACACGGCUUCCAGUGUUCGUGCCAGCAGCAGCCUCCCUCUCUGCCCCUUCCAGUGGGAGCAGAGGCCUCUCAUCCAGCACAGACUGUGGCGCCUCCUCCUCCUCCUCCUCCUCCUCCUCCUCCUCCACCUCCUCCCCCCCCACCCUUACAAGUGGGCUCAGUGCCUCCUCCUCCACCGCCACCACCUCUACCACCUGGUUCAGCAGUUCCUCCUCCUCCACCUCCUCCACCUCCUCCACCUCCUCCUCCUCUUCCUGGUGGUCUCAUGCCACCCCCGCCUCCUCCCCCUCCUCUGCCAGGUGGCAGUGCUCCACCCCCACCCCCUCCUCUCCCUGGUGGCACUGCCCCUCCCCCUCCCCCUCCUCCUCCAUUACCAGGAUUUGGAGGCCCACCUCCUCCUCCUCCACCACCACCACCUCCAGGCUGCGGGCCUCCUCCUCCUCCCCCUGCCCCACCAGGACAGAUCUUCGUUCCCCCGGCUCUCCCAGGUGCUCUGGGCUCCCUGCCUCCUCCGCUGCCGUUUGGGCUGUACGCUCUGGGUCUGACUCAGGAGAAACCCCCCAGGAAGGCUGUGGUGGAGCCACCCAGACCCAUGAAGCCGCUUUACUGGACCAGGAUCCAGCUGAACACCAAAAAGGAGGUUUCUUCUUCAUUGGUGUGGGACGCAAUCGAGGAGCCUGACAUGGACUUUGAAGAGUUCGUGGAGUUGUUCUCGAAAACAGCUGUGAAGGUUAAGAAGCAGCCGCUGUCCGACACCAUCACCAAGUCCAAGGCCAAACAGGUUGUGAAGCUCCUGAACAACAAGCGAUCUCAGGCAGUAGGAAUCCUCAUGUCCUCCCUGCACCUCGAUAUGAAAGAUAUCCAGCAUGCCAUCCUGAACUUGGACAACACAGUAGUGGACCUGGAGACCCUGCAGGCCCUGUAUGAAAAUAGGGCACAGCAGGAGGAGCUGGACAAGAUUGAAAAGCACAUCAAGUCCUCUAAAGACAAAGAGAAUGCUAAACCUCUGGACAAACCUGAGCAGUUCCUCUACCAGCUCUCCGUGAUCCCAAACUUCUCUGGCAGAGUUUUCUGCAUCCUUUUCCAGUCCAGCUUCUCCGAGUGCAUAUCGUCGAUAACGAGGAAACUGGACACACUGCAGAGAGUCUGUGAGGCCUUAAAGGACGGUGAGACAGUGAAGAAGGUUCUGGGUCUGGUCCUGGCCUUUGGUAACUUCAUGAAUGGUGGUAAUCGAACCAGGGGCCAAGCUGAUGGCUUCACCCUCGACAUCCUGCCCAAACUGAAAGAUGUCAAGAGCAGCGACAGCACGAGAAGUCUUCUGUCUUAUAUUGUUGCUUACUACCUCAGACACUUUGAUGAGGAUGCUGGCAGGGAGACGUGUGUGUAUCCAAUCCCAGAGCCUCACGAUUUGUUCCAGGCUUCACAGAUGAAAUUUGAAGACUUUCAGAAAGACCUGACUCGACUCAGGAAGGACCUCAGAGCAUGUACAUCAGAAGUUGAAAAGGUGUGCAAAGUUUCAGAUGAGGAUAACUUGCAGCCUUUCAAAGAUAAUAUGGAGGACUUCCUGACACAAGCUAAAAGUGAAAUGGAGACACAUGAAGGUCAACUCAGCAGCACUCACAAACUGUUCCUGGAGCUCACAGUGUUCUUCUCAGUGAAGGCCAAGGGGGGAGAGAAGGAGGUCUCACCCAACACGUUCUUCUGCAUCUGGCAUGAGUUCUCCUCUGACUUCAAGGACCAGUGGAAGAAGGAGAACAAAACCAUUCUUAAGGAGAGGUUAAAAGCAGCAGAGGAGUGCUUCCGUCAAGCCAAGGAGAAGGCUUCCUACAGCGUCAAACCUAAACACGCCUCUGGCAUCAAAGCCAAGCUGGGAAUGAAGAUCUGACUCCUGGCACGUAUGUUUUGCCAACUGUGGGCACCAGCAGUGAGUCAAAGACAAACAGCAUGAAGAGGACGGAAAAGAAAAAGGAAGGGACAGUACUAAUGCGAACGGCAUGUACUGUAUGUGCAGCUGUGCCCACUCUGGACAUCUUGUUUGAUCAUUGGUUCAUUUGCAGAUGAUCACUUUUGUCUGCUCUGUCAUCCUGUUGCCUUAUGUUGCUAAGUACAACACAGUCAUGGGAGGAUGCUGCUGCAGGGGCCACCAGGCACAAGGAAUCGUGGACUGCUGGGCUCAGUGCAGCUCACACACAUGACAUACAUUAUACAUCAGCUGGAAUAACUCACUGUCUGUGCAACCUAUAAGUCCAUGGUAAAACAAAAACCCCAAUAAUCAACAUUUUGCUGCAGAAUGGUGCAAGUCAAACAGUAAGACCACAAUGUUUCAGGAGCUAUGAAUAUGUUGAGCACUUAUUCCCCCAGACUAUAACCUCCACAAAUCACCACAAGCUCAGUGAGGAAGACAGCUGGUACAAAAUGUGACAUGACUCGGUUUUACAUUAUUAAUAUUAACUGUCUGACAGGGCACAUGGUGUUAUUUCAGUUUAAUUCCUAAACUCUCCCUGUCAGUAUUCCUCAGUUGGCCUCGGCUAUGCAAAAAGAGAAAAAAACAUACAUACAGAACUGAGUCUGUGCAGGAUUCACAGCAGUAUUGUCCCAAACAGAGACGGAGACUUCAGUUCAUGUCUCCUCAUAAUGUGAAAAUCCUCAGGACGUACACACAGUUUAUAGAACUUGAGCAGAGGGACCUUGUAGCUUUCCAGCCCAUUGAUUCCAUGUUGCAGGUUUUCAGGAACAUCAGCUUGAUCCACAUUAAACAGCUUUACAAAUGCAUUCAUUUGCUUUUGUUUUGCAAACUCAGACGUCAGAGCAGGCUUUUGUUUUGCAGAGUAUGGAAAUGCACAGUGUUACCCGUCACUCACUUAUAUUUAGCUUCAAAUGGUUGUACAUUUGAAAACAGAAAGCUGAGAAGCAGGUUGGGACUUUGCAGCUUGAUGAGCUACUUGGUGAUGUCCAACAUGACCGCCAAAUCACACAGUGAGUUCCAUGACAGGUUUCUUCCUUUAUCUCCAUGAGUUGUUGAAUUACAUCAACCUUUGCAUCUCACUGUGGUUAAUCACAUCUUCAUCUUCCACCUCAAGCUCACUCAUCCUUGGAGUGGUGUCUGUUUAGCCAUCUGCUUCCAACAAAAAAUAUGUUGGAAAUGACAGCUCUCAUUUCCAUUUUUUAGAUUCUGUCCACACAUACAUGUAUGAUACAGUGUCAAGCAACUAAAUCACAUGACCGAAACUGAGAUGCCUCAUUUCUUAUCAAUGCAGUUAUUCCUUCUCGCAGGCCAACCACGGCUGGGGAUCUAUCUCUACUAACUUUUCAAAUGGUUGUUCAGUUUCCAUAGAGCCAUGCAUGGCUUGUAAAGACAAACAAAAACUGUCUUGUUGUUCUGUAUUGGUUAUGUCUGUAGUUUUCUCAUAGGUCAGGGGUGAAAAUCUGGAAAAACUCCCACUGUGUGUUUUUAUCUUGCUCCAAAUCAUUCAUCUAACAAGGCUCCUUUACUUAUUCUCCUUCUGAAUAAGGCUUCAGUUUCUUAACAAUCAGCUCCCUCAGCGUCAACUUGAUCACAGAGCAUUUGUUCUCGAACUCAUCUGGUUUAGCCGCAAGUUUUCCAGCUGUAAUGAUGCUGAGAUUGUUUUUUGCAUCACUGUGAUACUGGUUUGUCUUAGUCAUGGGAGAAGACAAACAUCUGCAUCUGCAAAUCCCUUAUUUUUGUUACCUCACGCAAGAAGGUUACGUUUUCAGUCACAUAGUAUUUGGCUUUUGGUAUAGCAUUAUGUGAUAAUGUAGAAAGCACCUUAUAUUUUGGCUCUACAACUACCAUGAAUAAGAAUGUGUUGUUGGUGCAAGAUAAAUUCCCACCAUUUAGAGUUUUCAUCCUUUCUUACUAUUUUCAUCCGGUCUAAAUCUCACCAUAUCUAUGGUAUAUGUCUUGUUAUGCCAUUAUUAUGUCUCCUGAAACAUCGAAAACAAAAGGAAUCUUAAAAAAUCAGCAGCCAUUGAUGUGACAGACAGCUGGAUUGACUGGCAUUGAUAAGCAGCACUUAGGGACAGUUGGUGAUAUACAGAUAUAUUCUGGCUAUACUGUCCAAAUGUUAAAGUAAUGGUUCCAACAUCCUGUAUUGAAAAGUAACAUAAAUGUGGGUUAGCCCAAACAACAACCCAGCACACACUUGGACUCAUACACCCUGACCUUCCAAUCAGAUUGAACCUCUCAGUAGAAAGUCACACACAGUAUACAAUCUAUACAGCACUGUUGAUUGGUAGGACAAGUCAGCUUACAUGUGUAUUUAAAAUGUAUUACAGUGAUAUGCCAUAUCAUAUCAGAUACAACAAGUGUGUGUGUGUGUGUGUGUGUGUGUGUGUGUAUGUGUGUGUGUGUGUGUGUGUGUGUGUGUGUGUGGCUGAUAGCUGUGAGUUGGAGGAUGUGUGUCACACUAUGAAUCACAGCCGUUACAUUUUCUUGUAGAAUUAAUGACUUUGUUAAUGUAAAAUAAUAAAUGAUAAUGAGACACAAU